Pieris macdunnoughi is the source of this 2388-nucleotide messenger RNA. Lineage: Eukaryota; Metazoa; Arthropoda; Insecta; Lepidoptera; Pieridae. The record is from the annotation of a GenBank genome assembly.
AUGUCGUCCACAUCAAUGCUCAAAGCGUUCCGGCGCAUUAUUCCGAUCUGUUUUCAUCUUUUCAAUACUCUAAUAUUCACGCCAUUCUUAUUUCUGAGACUUGGCUUAAACCUAGUCUUCCUUCUACUUUCUUUCCCAUUCCUGGCUUUCAUCUCCUACGGAACGACCGUCUGGGCAGAGUUGGGGGGUGGUGUUGCUAUUUAUUUACGUGCCCAUAUUCCUUAUACUAUUCUUAGCAGCUCACCGCAACCCCCUCCAAAUGAUGCAGUUGAGCAUUUGUUACUGGAAAUCUCCUUUUCGCAUUCUAAAUUACUCCUUGGUGUGUUUUAUAGUCCCUCUUCGAAUGUAGACUAUUUUUCCGCCCUUGGUCUGCUUUUAGAUAAUUUUGUUAAUAACUAUAAUCAUACCAUUUUAAUGGGUGAUCUAAACACUUGCUUGUUGAAAAAUGACCAUCGCUCGCGCAAAUUAACAUCUACCAUCGAAUCUUAUAAUUUAAAUAUCUUACCUUUGAAUGCCACUCAUCACUUUCCAGAUUCCUCCCCUUCGCUGCUGGAUCUCAUUUUCGUUUCUAACCCUAUCCUGGUGCAUAAGCAUGGCCAAAUCCCUGCUGAUGCCUUUUCUUACCAUGAUCUUAUCUUCCUUUCCUAUAAAUUGCGUCCACCUAAAGUAAAACCUCAAAUUCUUAUGCUACGACGCAAUUUUAGAGGCAUUGAUGUAGAAAGUUUAUCUGCCGAUGCUGCUGAGUUGGACUGGAACUCGGUGUAUAGUGAGAGAGAUAUUCAUAGGAAAGUUGGGCUUUUUAAUUCAUUGCUAACGCAACUGUAUGAUGUUCAUGCUCCAACAAGGCCAGUAAAAGUGAAACAUUUACCUUCUCCAUGGUUAACUGAUGAAAUCAAAUUAAUCAUAGAAACUAAAAAUCGUGCUAAAGCUAAGCUGAGAUUGUGUGAUUCUCCUUUGGCGCGUGAGAAAUACAAAAAAGUGCGGAAUCGAUGUAAUACUUUGUGCCGCGACGCUCAGCGGCGUCAUAUUCAUAAGUCAGUUGAAGGCGGCGACCCUUUCAAAGUAUGGAAAUUCCUUAAAUCGCUUGGAAUUGGGAAACAACAGAAACAGCCACUUUCUGCUGAUUUGAAUAUUGACCUGCUUAAUCAACAUUUUUCCUGUCAUCCUACUUUUGAUCAAAGUAUUAAAUCUGAAACCAUUGCAUCUCUUGACUUUUAUCCUACUACGAAUAUUCCUUCUUUUUCGUUUCAGUCGAUUGCGGAAGACGAAGUAGGGAGGAGCAUCAUGUCUGUCUCGUCCAAAGCCAUUGGUUAUGAUUGUAUUGGUCGGGAUAUGAUCCUUCCUAUUGUUGACAUAUUAAUUCCGGUACUAGCACACAUUUUCAAUACUUCCGUUUCCUCUGGUGUUUUUCCUAAUAUCUGGAAAUAUGCCAAUGUUAUUCCUACUCCUAAAAUCGCUAACCCAGUUGCCUAUUCUGAUUUCCGACCUAUUUCCAUCCUUCCUUUCCUUUCCAAGGUUCUUGAACGUAUUCUUCAUCAGCAAUUAGCUAUCUUCCUCAACGAACACUCCCUUCUUAAUUCAGUUCAAUCCGGUUUUCGUCCUGGACACAGUACAGCAACUGCACUCACUAAGAUUACAGAUGACAUUAGGGGUGGCAUGGAUAAUAAAAAACUCACAAUACUUACCUUGCUUGACUUUAGUAAUGCCUUUAAUUCGGUAGACAUUGAUGUGCUUCUUGCUUUGCUCUGUUCUUUUAAUAUGUCCCCUACAGUGAUUAAUUUUUUUAAAAGCUAUCUAACCGAACGUCAGCAACGAAUUAAAUUAACCGACAGCUUUUCCUCUUGGUCUCAUGUUUCUGCUGGCGUACCGCAGGGUGGGAUCCUUUCUCCUCUUCUCUUUUCGCUUUUUAUAAAUUCUAUUACUAAUCAACUUUCUUCCAACUCUCAUCUUUAUGCUGAUGACCUUCAAAUUUACAACCAGUCUACCUUCAAUGAUUUGCCGUCUGCAAUUCAGAAGACAAACUUAGACUUAGACAAGGUUGUUCAAUGGAGUAAGUCGUAUGGUCUUAAGAUAAACCCUUACAAGAGCCAGGCCAUUAUCAUCGGGAGUGCAUCAUAUAUAAUGAGAAUAAAUUGGUCAACUUUACCCCAGCUUACUAUAGAUGGUACUGUUGUUCCGUUUUGCUCCACUGUUAGAAACCUGGGCAUUACUUUGGAUACAACCCUGUCUUGGCAGCCCCAAAUUAAUGAACUUAGCAGGAGGAUUUUUCUUCUUCUCACGCACUUAAUAGGUUACGCAAUUUCUUGCCUAUCUCAACUAAAAUUUAUCUUGCUCAUUCUCUUUUACUCUCUAUUCUUGAUUACGCUGAUGUGUGUUAUCCUGAUUUAA